UGAGUGUUUAGAGCUAGAUAGCUAAGCUAGGAAUAGAAAAAGAGGAACAUAAAGCAUUUUCACAGGGCCCACGACAUGUCCUCUCAAUAGACCCAAAGAUGGGAUUUCGAUUUCUAUCUUUUCUUUCAACACUGCACUAACCUAUUCUUCCCAUACCUCUGUCUUCAUUCUUUUUUCACCUCCUACCAUUUCUCCAAUUCUUCCCAAACAUGUCUGGAGAUCAUAGACGAAAAGAUUCCAUCGAAGCCUCCUCCUCACGAUCCACUAACGCCGAUCAUCAGCAGCAGCAGCAACAAAACCCUCCACCGCUCAGCCGCUACGAGUCUCAGAAGCGCCGGGACUGGAACACCUUCGGCCAGUACCUCAAGAACCAGACCCCUCCGGUUUCCAUGUCCCAUUGCCAGUUCAACCACGUCCUCGACUUCCUUCGCUACCUCGACCAGUUUGGAAAGACCAAGGUGCACUUACAUGGUUGUGUCUUUUUCGGGCAGCCCGACCCUCCUGCCCCUUGCACCUGCCCGCUCCGGCAGGCCUGGGGCAGCCUCGACGCGCUGAUCGGGCGCCUCAGGGCAGCGUAUGAGGAGCACGGAGGAGCACCGGAGACCAACCCUUUCGGUAACGGAGCUAUUCGGCUUUACCUGAGGGAAGUGAAGGAGUGCCAAGCUAAGGCGAGAGGGAUUCCAUACAAGAAGAAAAAGAAGAAGAGGAACAAUCAGCUCAAGGCGAUUAGUGAUGAGGCUAAGGGUUUGAAGCAGAUCACUUCUUGAUUAGUUGCUUUGGCUUCUUCGGAUCGAUUUAUGGAUCACAUAUAUAACAGGUCAUUUGGAUGCAUGAGAUGGAUAUAUAUAGCAAGGUCGUAAUCUGUAUUUCUUCCUCUGGAAAUGUGGAAAUAUGUUACGAUUUAUAUCAGCUAGCCUAGCUCUAAAUAAUCUUUACUACGUACUACAGCAAGCUAGCUAGUUCAAACCCUACUUGUAUUACUUUUAAAGUUUUAAGUAGUUGCAAUCAAUCUACACUACCUCUUGUAAGU
This is a messenger RNA of Rosa chinensis, 1030 nucleotides long. Its product is annotated as protein LIGHT-DEPENDENT SHORT HYPOCOTYLS 10. Lineage: Eukaryota; Viridiplantae; Streptophyta; Magnoliopsida; Rosales; Rosaceae. The transcript is spliced from 2 exons. Gene Ontology annotation, cellular component: nucleus. The record is from RefSeq and is a predicted model, not a curated record. The coding region runs from base 210 to 767 and encodes 185 amino acids. Gene Ontology annotation, biological process: mRNA transcription; response to light stimulus.